AUGGUUCGUGCUUCGGCCCAUGCCCGAUGCCCGAGCCUAUGCCCGAGCCUUGCUGAUUGUGCGCGCGUCUACUCACACAGUGACGCGAAACGACCGUGCUCGACCUGUACUCGCUCGCAUUCAUAUGCCGUUGCCCAUGCGCCGCCAGGCGCAGAUCUGCCUCCACACCCAGAGUGUACAUUCGAUGACUCCUCCGAACCUGGCACCUCUGAGACCCCGGACUCGCCAAAGAACAGGUUUGAACAGCUAGAAAGCAGAAUCAAUGAACUUGAAGCAUUGCUUCAAGAGAAGGAUGUCAGGGAUGACUCGCGCUCACGCUCUGCCUCCGCGAACGGUUUCUCGGGGUCGACUGGGCUUGUCAUGGGCUACUCCGACGACAUGAGCCUCGCGCACGGCUCUUUCGGUCUAGGCACCACCCCGGAUAUGUCUCACUUCUCGUCCGGUCCUACGCUGGAUGAUCUUGCUGGCGUCGCUACCCUUGUUGGCGAUCACUCGAAUGGCUACCGUAACUCAAAUAGCACCCCGUUUAUUGACUUCACGCAUACCCAUUCGGACUCGCCGCAAUCAGACUUCGGUAUGGAGCUGAUGAGCCCUGGAUGGCCAAGAAAUCUGCCGCCCUAUCCUUUCCUCCGUCAUUUGGCAGAAGCAUUCUUCACGUUCACGCCUGGGGCAUCUCGGAUGUUCCAUGCGCCGACCUUCAUGGCCUCCCUUGCGCUACACGCUACACAUCCCAAGUUCCCGCUGCCGGCAAUCCUACACGCUAUAUGUGCUAUGGGGAGCAUGUAUACCGCGGCUGUGGAGCCGACGCCAUCUCCUCCUUUACCAUCGUAUUGCGAAAGUGAGUAUGGAGGUCCUUCAAUAAAGAGCCCCUUGGCAAAUUCGUUUGCGGAGCUGCAAAUCAAAGCAGCUGUGGAUGCUAUAGAGCACGCCCUCAGGACAACUUCCGACCUAUUUGGAUCAUUCCAAGCCCAAGUGAUUAUCUCCCUCUGGUAUUGGUAUAAUGCAAGAUGGUCCGAGGCCUGUGUUGCAUUCGCAGUGUCCCUACGAUAUGCCGUGCCGUGUGGGCUCAACGCAUGUCCGCCGUUCGAUAGCAUCUCGAGCUCGAACAUGACCAGCUCCUCCAUUAUCCCUGCGGCACCGAAUGUUAUGGAGGACGAGACACGACGCAAUACAUUCUGGAUUGCUUACAUGAUGGAGCGACAUUUCGGCGCGCUCAACAACUUCGCCAUGAUGCUCGACGACGAAGACAUCUCACAAAUGCUUCCCGUUCACGGCGAUCAGUUUGAGCAAGGGAACUUAGUCCCCCCCAACCGGCGGCAGUGGUCGCACGAUCCAGACGUUAUCGAGACGCACUUGGAACAACAAACCGACUCUUUCAUUCUGCAUGUGAAGGCCACAUUAUUGCUCUCCAAAGUGAAGGUCUUCAACGGCCGGUACAAAGUCAGGAGGCACUUGGGCGACCCCGCGAUGCAACCGGAUCCUGCGGGCAUCCCAGGCAUGCCCGGCAACGACCUCAUUCAGAGCACCCCUGCAUUUAUGGAAAUCGAUCGCCUCCUCGUGGCGUUCACGCAAUCGCUCCCGUCGCAGCUCAGGGACCCGUUAUCUAGCGGCGUCAUCGACGUGAACCUGUUCACAGCCCUGUCGACGAUACACUUCGCUACGAUCAUCUUGCACGAGGGCCAUGCGAAUAUUGGACGAGCGGCAUGUAUCUCGUCGUGCAAAGUCCUGGCCGCAGCGCGUGGCAUCCUCAACCUGUUGUAUGAUGCGUAUUCGACCAGUCACAAUCUCGCCUUACUGGGAGUGUUCCCCACGGUCUGCUGGUUUGCGGCAGGAAGGGUGCUGGUGCGGUUCCUGAGGGCUGCUAUUGACGCACACAGCGAUGAGCACAUCGAAACCAUUCGUUCCGAGGUCAACUUCUUCCGCUCUGUCAUAAAUGGGGUCGGGGAGAGCGUUCCUCAUGCCCAUCACUACGGGAGGCUGUUGAACGAUUACCUGGCUCAGACGUGCGGAAAGCAAUACGCAACCCCCCUCGCAGCACCCACUCUUCCUCGGCGUAAUCCCAAUACGCACCAGGCGAGCGACCUAUCCCACACAUUUGAUUUUGGACUCUCUGCUACAGCGACCGUCAUGGCAGACGGCGGGUUCCUUUCGUAG
Messenger RNA from Trametes versicolor FP-101664 SS1, 2154 nucleotides. RefSeq lists its product as uncharacterized. Lineage: Eukaryota; Fungi; Basidiomycota; Agaricomycetes; Polyporales; Polyporaceae. The record is from RefSeq and is a predicted model, not a curated record. The transcript has 14 exons. Gene Ontology annotation, cellular component: nucleus. Gene Ontology annotation, molecular function: zinc ion binding; DNA binding. The coding region runs from base 1 to 2154 and encodes 717 amino acids. Gene Ontology annotation, biological process: DNA-templated transcription.